GGGGGGGUCCUGAAACGAUCUUAUCAUGUUAUAUUUAUCCUCUCAGUGCAGUAAAUGUUGUAUUUUAUCUGCAGAAACACACGUGAGGAUUUAUGUUUAAACUAAGUCUAAUAAAGUGUCAUGUUUUCUGUCACCUUCGCACACAUCCAGGCUGUCAGGGGGAAGGUGAGGAGGAUGAAGGCCGCCGACAGCAGCGUGAGCACCGCCCCGAAAACCUCCACCGCCCCGUUGCUCCUCCGUCCUCCAUCUGCCCCCAACACAAGCACAAAGCGGGGCAAACAACAGUCCUGCAGUCUAAAAUAACUGAAAUCCACCUCGGACUUUUAGCUAAAUCACUGUAAGAGUCGAUGCUACUAGCUUGUUCCACUGACCUGACGCGAUUUUCUUACCGCUUUCAGCAUCAAAUUCAUCCGCACAAAGAACUCCAACCCUGUUAAAACCGGGCAUUCUCCUGCAGAAAGCAGAAGCUCUUGGCCUCUAUGGCACCUGCAGGCAGCGCCAAGCGGAGCUCAGAGCUGCUGUUCUUGGAAGUCGGGCUGUUUUGAGAAAGCAGAAGUCAACAAAGUCCGACUCGGUGGAUGACUGUGCGUUGCCCGUCAGUCGUCCUUUCGCCAUGGCAGCAGCGAUGCCAGUGUGUUACCACGGCGCCCUCACCAGGAAGGAGUGCGAGGACCUGCUGGGAAAGAAGAACAAGGAUGGAGCUUACCUGAUCCGAGACAGCGAGACCAUCCAGGGAGCCAUGUGUCUCUGUGUCUACAAACAGAAGAUGGUUUACACCUACAGACUGCUUCAGACGCACACUGGACACUACACCCUGCUGACGGCCGGAGGUGUGGAGGAGACAUUCUUUAAGACUCUGGACGAUCUGAUCCGUCACUAUAAGAGGAAGAACCAGGGUUUGGCCAUCCAUCUGCGCCACUCGGUCAAAAGGAAGACGGCCUUGUUGAUUCAGCCCCGAAGUCCACCCCAACCAGAGUCUCAGAGGAAACCGAGUCGUCCAGCUGAAGAGGAAGAGCCCGACUACGAGAAUUGUCCGAGCUCCUCCGACUACGUUGAAGUUCUUCCUGAUCAACUCUGACAUUCGACAUCGAACACAUCAAGAACCAAAGACAUUUUAGAGGAUUAAAUAAACUCACAGACGGGAUCUCAAUCAGGACGAAGCUGUUUUUAUACAUCAUAUGGGCAGCACUCCCCGUCUUUUUGUAUUUCUUCCACUUUUUUCCCUGUUUUUGUAGUCGUCGGUCCAGAACUGAAUCAUUCCAACGGCUCAGAUGAACAUUCUCGACUUCCUAAUAGGGAAGUUCACAUUGACGAUCGUUGGAUGGAUUUUUCAAUAUUCAAACAUUCGUGUUCCCCUGAGGAUGAACUGUGAUAACUCUGGGGAUCCUUUUUUCUACCUUUGGAGCCAACAACACCUGCAAAACUGCUGGUAUUACUAUCAGCAUGUUGGUUUAUUUUAGAUAUUUAGGGGGAAGUACAUACAGCUGGAGGGUUUGAGCGUUUUGAGCGUCAAACACAUAAUUUCCCAUAUUCUGGAGACUUUUUAUGCACCAGUUUGUUCCUUUUCUGCUUCCGUUUAUGGUGAAAAUGGUUAUUAAAAUGGUUAUGUGAUUCAGAAUCUAUUAGAAUUUUCCAAAACAGACGCAGUGGUUACACGAGCUUGUAAUUGACAUUAUAAAGAAUGAAAAAAGGAUGCUAAUUGUUGUAAGAUUAAGAAGAUACAAGCAUUAAUCUUAAAUGAGUCGCAUAAUCAUGAUUGCAAGUUGUUUCUUUAUGUUACUGAGAGAACAAACAAGUCUAUUUGACUAUGUUGCUUACAGAAAUAAAGAUUUGUCUGAUUUUUAAAGUGGUUUUUGCUCCGCUGGAUGCAGUAAACCAACACUGACUUCAGGAAAGUCACUUUUCUUCUCCAAAAUUUCCGCCUGUGCUGAUUUAUUUUGAUUUAUUUCCACUGGUUGGAAAGAGCAGUUUCCAUUUACUUGCAAUAUCUGACAGUUUUUUGAUUUUGUUACCACUUUAAAUCAAAUCUUUUAGCGGAUUUAUUCACCUAAUGAGUGUUGAACUCCUAAUUGCUAUAUAAUGUGCUUUUUAUCAAACUGUAUUGUUGAUUUAAACCAAUUCAGUCAAGAAUAUUUGACUCUGCAAAGAAAUACUUUGAAUUUUGCUCCUGCAUCGACUCACGUGACGACUUUAGGACGAACAUGCAGCAAUAAUGACUCAGAAAAAUAUACAGUUUCGUGGUAAAAUGAGUUUUCACACAUAAGAUCAGUUAAAACUGUGCCACCAUGACAGAUAACGAUCAAGAGUCAGAUGUUUUUAUCUUCUUCUUUCACGUUCAGAGUCUUUUCUUGAAUUUUGUCUUCCUCUGCUGUUCUUCUUUUGACACCAACCUUUCCAGUAAAUCGUCAGAGCAGAGGUGAGCAUCAGAAACGCUGCUGGGAACUCAACCUUGAUGGCACGUGUUAAAUUCGGAGUGCAGUGAUGCUUCAGUUAAGUUAAAGAAGAGUGUUUCAUUUACAUGAUGACGACAGACGUGUGGCUUCUGUGUGCAUUUAGAACGAUGUUACUGCCUUUUCACCACAAGUUGCAGUAUAAUAGAUGACACAUUCUGUUCUUAUUUUUGUUGUUUAAAGCUCUUCUGCUGCUGCUUGUUGUGGCUUUAAAUCUACAGACUUGUUUGUUUUGUGCUCAGGGUCACUUUUAAACCAAAAAUAGGAUGUUUAAUAGAACUUCCUCCUCACUCAAUCGAAAUAUUCUCUAAAUAUGAACCUGUUUUUAAUUGCUUUUUCCAUUGUGUGUUUUCCUUUGACUGUUUUAUGUGAUUAAAGUUUCAAUCUUGCAGGUACAAGAACCCUGAA
Messenger RNA from Amphiprion ocellaris (clown anemonefish), 2858 nucleotides. RefSeq lists its product as uncharacterized. The transcript has 5 exons. The record is from RefSeq and is a predicted model, not a curated record. Lineage: Eukaryota; Metazoa; Chordata; Actinopteri; Pomacentridae. Bases 614 to 1078 code for a protein of 154 amino acids.